GCCAGACAUCUACGAGGAUGGGGAGGUUACGUCUGGCGCUCCUGCUCCUGGCGCUGGCCACUGAGAUGCAGGUGGCAAUGAGUAGUAACUCCAGCUGUCCGAGCAGCUGGCUACAGUACGAGACCAUCUGCGUGUUAGUCAGCUCGGAGAAGAUGGUGUGGUGGAAAGCCUGGGAAAGAUGCGUCCAGCUCAACAGCCAUUUGGCGUAUAUUGAAACGGAGAUGGAAAGCAACAUUCUAACAGGAAUAUUAGUGUCCCUUACUGUGGAGUCGGUGUGGAUCGGACUCAAUGAUCUUGAAGUGGCGGGGAGCUACGUUUGGGCAGACCGGGAACCUGUUACCUUCACCAACUACGCCACCGGUGAGCCGAACAGGAACGCAUCAGGGCGCCACGAGCACUGCGUAGCCGCCAGACGCGACAAUGACUACCAGUGGAGCGACGAGUAUUGCUUCGACGAGCGAGAAUUCGUCUGCCGCACAGAUCUGAACUAACACGAGACAACGUACCAGAAUUUAUCGGGACUUGAGUGUCCAUUGACGAAACCCGUGCAUCUUUUCGUUAAUCAUGGCGGCUUCGUUUGCAUUUAUCGAAAGGUUAACGAGCUUGGAAACGCUGCGAGGCGGUCUCGACCCCUAUGAAUAAUAUUGAUAUAGAUAAACCAUCGUAUAGCAGUUCCGAACUAGUUCGUAAGGGGUUCCGAACUCAUAAGGGGGUUUAAUAAAGAUAAACCAAGUCGCCGUGAUUAAGGAGAGAUGCACAGGUUUCGUCAGAGGACACGUCAUUCAAUCUUGGAUGAAUCCUGCUGGCUCUGACUUGGAACUCGACGCCAUCAUCCGAACACUGCACAUGAGUACUCUUGACUGCUCAUGCAACGCGACCCCAAGCACUCCUAAAAGCCCUAGUUGCACAUGCAACAUGCACAAUCUUUGACACUGUGGCUGCACAUGCAUUGGCACAAUCACCACAUUGUGGAGGUUAUGAACUAUCACGAUAUAUAUGGGAGUGGAUGUGAACAAAUACGCUAUGCACAUCACAUAAUGUGAGCCCCACACACCAUGCACAUCACAUGAUGUGAACCCCCACACCAUGCACAUCACAUGAUGUGAGCCCCCACACCAUGCACAUCACAUGAUGUGAACCCCCACACCAUGCACAUCACAUGAUGUGAAACCCCACACCAUGCACAUCACAUGAUGUGAACCCCACACCAUGCACAUCACAUGA
This is a messenger RNA of Procambarus clarkii (red swamp crayfish), 1224 nucleotides long. Lineage: Eukaryota; Metazoa; Arthropoda; Malacostraca; Decapoda; Cambaridae. The record is from RefSeq and is a predicted model, not a curated record.